UCUAGAUUUUGCGAAGCUGCCCGGAGGGUUCACUGGACAACUGGACGAUUGAUGAUCGAAAAUGACGUCUGACAAGUGAUGAUCUAACCUCUCUCGUUUUAUAUAUUUUAUAUUGCAUUUAUCGCGGUGCAAUAUCCCUUAUUAAGGCUACCAUGGACGACGAUGUAGCCGCUCUGCAGAAUCUGGAACAACUUAUGACCGAGUUCUUCUCCCCGGAAACGACGAAUGAAAGGAAACGCACGAUCGAGCGCACCUUUCAAGAGUUUGCCGGGCAGAUUGACUCCUGGAAACCAUGCCUACACUUCUUGUCGUCUACAAGCAACCAUUACGUCAGCAUGUUUGCCUUGUCUACCUUGGAGUCUGAAUUAUUCAACAGACAACUAUCAGCAGGCGAUGGCCCAUUCUCCCAUGGGAAGACAGGGCUCUUACAAGAUCCACUUUGUACACACUAUCGCUCGAAAGAGACGUCGCGUCUUUUGUAAGAAACAAAGUAGUAAAACUGGUGGUAGACAUAGCAAGACAUGACUGGCCACAUUUCUAUCCAGAUUUUUAUUCCAAUAUUUUACAGCUGUUAAGCCAUAAGCACACAAGACUGCUGGGACUCGUGUAUUUAAGAACAGCUUCAGAAGAACUUGCCACACCAAGAGAGGAUUUACCAAUGCAUAGGAAAAGCGAGUUGUUCAGAUUAUUAAGUGCACAAGUGCCUCUGACUUUAGAUACACUUACAGUUCUUCUGAAAGAGACUACGAAAUUGCAAAGUCGUUCUGGGACUGUGACGCCACCUCCAUCACCUACCAGUGGACAAAGUCUCGCGCCAGCACGUGCAAUGUUGGAUGUUGAAGGAUUAGCGACGGGCACUAGCGAGGUCUGCACGGCUACUCUUGAAGUUUUGGCACAUCUCUUUAGUUGGAUAGAUGUAUCGGCCAACAUUUCCAGUAAUUUAUUGGACGCCAUUUUUUCAUGUGCCAAGUACCAUGAUGCAAUGAAUGGCAAGCAAAUUGAAAUGGCCGUUCAAGCUUUGACUACUGUCAACGAGCUUUUAUACAGACCGCUUUGUUCACCCGACGCAACCGAUACAUUGUUACUGGAGAUAUUUCAGAAUGGCGUUGGCUUAUUUCAGUUGAUGGAACGUUUGGAUUCAGUAGAGGAGAGUUACAUGGAGAAAAUGACGGAGUUUUUACAAUUAUUUAUAACGAAUCAUAUGAAAAGGAUGGAAUCAAGUUCAAAGUUUCCAGUAAACACAUUACUGGAAGUACUGUGCCAUCAUACAUUCCAGCAAGCUUCUACCGUGAAUGGGUACUUGCGUUGCCUAGAUGUCUGGACUACUCUUUUGGAGAGCACUCAGUCGCGAUACUCCGCUGUCGCCUUAGCCCUCGCUGAACGGAUUUUACAAAAAAUGAGUUUUAAAUUUAACGCACGGGUAUUGAGGGAUCUUGACACAGAAAGUUUAGAUGAGAAUGAAGAGACAGAAUGGCAGCAUUUUUUGAGAUGCAAUAUAGAAUGUUUGGCAAAAAUUGCUGAUAUUUCACCUAUUCCAAUAUUUACAUUAUUGUAUCGUUCGUGGAGAGAAGAGUUAAUCAUAUUUGGUGAACUAGGCGCGGCAGUUGUCAAUGGCCGAGUCAUUUUAUUAAAUGAUACGGAAGCAUCGAAUGUGCACGCGCAUCUGAGAGAUCUCGCGUCAACUACACAAGCUUUAACUAGGCUAUAUUCACUUUUCAUUGGAGACCAAACAAAUAUCGAUCAAGCGUUAGCCGAGGAAGUUAUAUCGCAAACUUUGGAUGCAUGUAUGUUCGCGAGAGAUAAUCAGCUGUAUAAAGCGGCGAUUCAACCAGCCGCUAUCGUAAUAGAUCUUAUAGAGGUACAUUCACAGCUUUUGGCAUCUCUUCAAGCAUGGUGUCAUUGGAUAGCCAGACGAACGGAGAAGGCUAAGGAGACACUUUGUCAACGUUGCAUCGAUUCGUGUAUCUGGGCAACGACAUAUAACGCGUCUUGCGACCAUUUACCUCCUCCAAAUCUCAUCCAUUCCGCCAUUCACCUCUUUCAAAGUAUCACCGCCAUUUUAAAACCCAUCUUAUGGGACCAACUGACUUUCAGGAAUCUAAUUUCCAUAGGCACGUAUCCAUACUUGAAACCGGAUACGAUUAAGGUUUUGCGUAGGGCAUUGAUAAAUGGGAUUAUAUUACCACCCGGUGAUGCAGCGAUGAGGCAAAGGUUGUUAGGUACUAUGAUAUUGGCUCUCUCAGCGCCUUUGGGUAUGCAAGGACAACCAGUGCCUUCAGAAUCAACAAUUUCAAUUACGAUAAUGCCAUUGACUCAACUGUUAGAAGACUGCGCAUCAUCGUCUACAACUAUUAAAAAGAUGCUGCACUCGUGUCUAGAAUCAAUCAUAAAUAGGACAUUAGAGUUAUUGUCGUAUGUGAUAAGAUGCCAAAGUAUAUGUGAAGUGUUACUUAGCUUUCUACACUCGGCAUUUUCAGUAUUACAACAACAAUUGGGUCCUGAAUUUAUGCAAAAUGCAGUUCAAGGCAUGUUGCAACUUUAUACCAGAGAAAAUAUUUCUGCUGGUCCUGCGCUGGACCAGUUGCUGGAAAUUUUGAUACUCGUCGUAUCAGCACCCAGCAAUGCAUUUAAAGCAUUCGUACCUUCGGUAACGAAUCUAUGUUUAGGUCAAGUAUGGCCUGCUGUUGGGAGCAACCUAAGUGCCCAUCCAGACACGACAUUAGUUUUAUUAAAACUUUUUCAUAGUAUUCUUAUGCAUCGUUGGCAAUAUUUCUAUAAUACCUCGGUAUUGCGGACUCUUGGACAUCCUGAAGAAGACGAGCCUGUUAAACAUAAAGAAGAAUUAGUAGCAAUUUUAGAAGCGUUUGGUCAAGCUCUGCUUCAAUCAGAUGUCAAUAUAUUCCGACAAAGCUUGCAAAGUCUCGAGCAGUUAAAUAUUAGAUGGCGACUUUAUCAACGUGCCGUAUUCAAGGUUCAUCUUCUUGAGAGAUUUCUGAUGGCAUUGUUCACAGUUUUAUUUCAACAAUCUCACAAUUUAUUGGCGGAUGAGAUAGCCGCGGCCAUUCACAGUCUAGCAUCUGUUAACAUUGGAUGGUUUUUCAGCCACUUUUUGCCAACGUUUUUGGCAACUUGUGAAGGCGUAGACGAUAUGCAGAGAGCCACUUUACUGGGAAAUUUCGACAAAUCCACGGAUCAACCGACUUUGACUAGAUCAGUGCUACAGCUCAUUUCAGACUUAAGAUGUUACCAACUUUGCAGACCAGGCUGAAGCGCGAGUUUGCGGCCACGAAAAUAUUCCAUAUACACAUAAGACUUCUACAAUGGCAUUUAAAUGAAAUCAACAUUUCCACCGAAUCUCUCCUAUGAGUGCCUCUAAAUACAGAUACGAGAGACGUUAACCAUAAUGAAACGGAAAAAAGACAAACCUUUUAUAAAUAUUUACCAUUCUGUGUAUACCACUGCCGCAUCAUCCUUUUAUGAUAUAAUGUUGUAAAUGUUAUUACAAAUAAAACGCGUCUUUUUAUAUGUCUA
Molecule: messenger RNA, 3531 nt
Organism: Pogonomyrmex barbatus (red harvester ant)
Lineage: Eukaryota; Metazoa; Arthropoda; Insecta; Hymenoptera; Formicidae
Gene: ebo
Product: exportin ellipsoid body open
Biological process (GO): protein export from nucleus
Molecular function (GO): small GTPase binding; nuclear export signal receptor activity
Source: RefSeq, a predicted model, not a curated record